This is a messenger RNA of Colletotrichum phormii, 1187 nucleotides long. RefSeq names its product WD repeat domain-containing protein. Bases 69 to 1025 code for a protein of 318 amino acids. The transcript is spliced from 4 exons. The record is from RefSeq and is a predicted model, not a curated record. NCBI's taxonomy places the organism in Eukaryota, Fungi, Ascomycota, Sordariomycetes, Glomerellales, Glomerellaceae. Gene Ontology annotation, cellular component: nucleus. Gene Ontology annotation, molecular function: protein binding.
CUCGUUACCUUCCGACUCACAACCGCGCAUCAACCACAGCGGUACGAGCUUCACAUGGGCUGGGAAUCAUGUCGAAACAAUACUUGACCACACACACUGUGGAUAAUGCCCACAUAACCGACAUCUUCAGUCUGGCCACUACUUCAAGGGCUGUAUUGUCUGCGAGCGGCUCGUCAACUCUUCACAUCCACGACACCUCCGACCCCGCGAUCCCCAUCACGCAAUCCAUCAGCGGCGCACACAAGCUAGGCUGCCACCACAUCUGCACCUCCCGCAAUGGUCUGGUUGCCGCGAGCGCGGGCUUCGCCGGCGAGGUGAAGAUCUGGGUCAUCAACAAGGACACGAGCGAGUGGAAGCUGCACUCGGAGAUCAUGAACAAGGCGGCCAAGGCCGGCGAGGUCUGGGCCAUUGCCCUCAGCGAGGAUGGAAAAUUCCUGGCGGGAACGACCUAUGACGGCCGGGUGAAUGUGUGGGACAUUGGCGAGGAGGGCACGCCCAAGAUUAGAGAGUACGAGACGGGAAGCCCUGGCCAGGGAAGUUUUGGCAUGUCAGUCGACUUGAGCCGUGAUGGGCGGUACACAGCCAGUGGCCACCAGAACGGAGCUGUCUAUGUCUUCAACAACGACAACGGAAAGUUGUUGUUCUCACUACCAGGCCUGGUAAAAUCUGUCCGCUCUGUUGCAUUCUCCCCUGGAAACACCAGACUCGCUGCCGCUGGCGACUCAUCCAUCAUUGCUCUCUACGACAUCAAGAAUGGCGAGCAAGUCAGCAACAUGACUGGCCACUCCUCAUGGAUCACAUCUGUUGACUGGAACGACACGGGUGAAUACCUGCUCAGCGGAGCGAUGGACGGAAAGGUCAAGGUCUGGUCGGUAGAGCGAAGCGCCUGUGUCGCGACGCAUAGCGAGACGGACAAGGCUCUGUGGGCUGUCAAGUGGCUUCCGAAGACUGGAAAGAACGAGUCUUUCUGUACAGCGGGCGCCAACAGAAGCAUUUCAUUCUAUAGAGAAGCUACUGGCGCGUAAAGGAAGGGAAUAUCAAAAGUCAAGCAAAGGUCGGCGUGCAUCUAGAAUACCCUGAAACAUGAGGUUUUCCUGCGGCAGGUCCAAAGACAGACGAUAGAAACAUGCUGCAAUGAACAAUCAUGAUGAUGAGGACAGUGUCAACUACGGUGCGCCAUCACGAAG